CAUGCAGCCAUCCUGAAGAAGGUGAUUCAGUGGUGCACCCACCAUAAAGACGACCCUCCUCCCCCUGAAGACGAUGAGAAUAAAGAGAAAAGAACGGAUGACAUCCCCGUGUGGGACCAGGAGUUCCUCAAAGUAGACCAGGGCACCCUCUUCGAACUCAUUCUGGCUGCAAAUUACUUGGACAUCAAAGGCUUGCUAGAUGUUACUUGCAAGACGGUUGCUAACAUGAUCAAAGGCAAAACCCCAGAGGAGAUCAGAAAGACUUUCAAUAUCAAAAAUGAUUUUACAGAGGAAGAGGAAGCCCAGGUAAAACAAGUGCUCAUUUCCUGUCUCCUCCGUCACGCAUGGUCUUAAUGUGCUGUUGAUACU
Molecule: messenger RNA, 369 nt
Organism: Sinocyclocheilus anshuiensis
Lineage: Eukaryota; Metazoa; Chordata; Actinopteri; Cypriniformes; Cyprinidae
Product: S-phase kinase-associated protein 1
Exons: 3
Biological process (GO): ubiquitin-dependent protein catabolic process
Source: RefSeq, a predicted model, not a curated record